ACACUUCUCUGUGUUGUGAUACUUGAGUCUUGUGGUCGCUAUCGUCAGUAUGUUUCUGAUGGAUACAAAAGGAAAUGUACGUCGUUUAAAUAUCACUUCAGAUGCUGGGUGCGAUUUUUGUUUCCUACUUGAAAUUGAAGAUAACACUGCAACCGUGUCAAACAAAACAAAUCAUCAUAAUCUAACUUAGAAUAUAAAAGCUUCUUGGUUUAAUGCAUUCUUUCAUAAUACCAGUCAUGUUUGAUGUUCACAUAGCUGCAUGGAUUACAUUCUUCAUGGCAUGUGAUGCAUAGUCUCUCCUCUGAAGUGUUCAUCAUCUCUCGUUCCGUUAGGAUUCUAUAGCUUCCCACGGCAACUUAAAAAAAAAAUGCAACUGCUAAGUCAGAUUGUGUUUGCUCACACACACACACACACACACACACACACACACACACACACACACACACACACACAAGUUUACCACUUCACUGUGUGUGGCGAAACAUACUAACACAUUGGUGUAAAAUCUGUCCAGGGAGAGGUUCUCUGAGGCAGCGACUGAUAGAAACGCUGUCAGUUAGCCUGGUGGUGCUGACAGAAUGUUGUGGUCAGACGCUGGGGUUACGAAAAAAAUGAAAGCCACAGUACUGCAGCCUUAAAAUCAUAGGGGGGGGGUAAAAUUGCCAUCUUGAAAUUAAAUAAAUUACAGGCAGGGAUUUAAAAAUAGAUUUGCACACUCUUUUUUUAGCAGCUCAGUGUCAAGCUGCGAUGAAAGCAAGAAUGUAGAAGGAUAAAGGUCAUUCAUGUGAUUUAUCACACAUUCACUGCAGUAGCAGAGUUUGUUUUUGUGUCACUCAUGGAGUCCCAGUAGAUUUGCUGCUUUAAGUGGAAGUCUGUUGUUUUCCGGUCAGUUUGUGCACCCAGUCUGUUAAUCCAGACUAUCUGUCUUGCACUGCGAAAGCUAUUUGGGGCUAUAGUGUCAUCAGAUUUGGAAGGCCAUGAACAAUGCAUCCUUUUUUUUCCGCAGUAUUUUUCUGUGUGUGUUGUUGGGUGAUUUAUUUAGGCCAAAAACAAACAUAAGAGUUGACACAAAUUCACAAUGAGAUCUUUGGAACGGUUGAAGGAAAACAAAAAAAGAUUUUCUGCAGAGGAAGCACUGAGCUCAUUUCCGCGCAGCUCUGAUAUUUUAGCUCAGGAACUAGCAAUGUCCUGUGGAAUCACGGCUGUAUGCAACCCUUAACCUCGCUGGUGAAAUAUGUGCGCAGCUGCAGGGAGGAAGUUUCAGAGAGUACAACUAAGCAUAUCCUGUCAAGGUGUGCUUAUACACUUCCUUGGCCUGGGGGGGGGCUGUGACUGGGUUGUAUUGAAUGGUGGUUUGGUGGUCUAGUAUCCUGUGAUGAGUGAGAGACUGUGGGACAUUGUGUCAUUCAUUGUUGUGAAUUACACCAAACCUUUUAAUUGGCAUACAUUAGAUUAGGUUCUUGCGCGAUGCUGGACUAGUCUUUUGCACAUUCCUGCAUAUGUUGUCAUCAGACAUCCGACGCAACAUAAAUUGACGUUUCAUAUGUUGUAUUCAUAUUUUUCUGUGUUUUUUGGGGGGGGUUUUGUGCAGCCAGCAGGGUUUCAGACUUUAACAUUGGCAGACUGAGCGAGUGGCCUCCGGGGAGACCAGAAAUGCUGAGGAACCUUGAAUAAGAUGAGCAAUGUUGCCAAGUAAGCGCGUUACAUUGAACUUAUUGGCUCUUGCUGCCGGGCUCUCUUCUCCAUCUCGAUAUGGGAGGUUGUGUUAAAAGAUCUCCUCAACGUUAAGAAGUGAUCCCCAUCUCCCUUGAACCCUCUUGCAUCUCUUGUGAAUGAAGAGUGCUCUGCAUCCUUCCUCGGGGCCACCAGCAGAUGCAUCCUGCAGCUGCACGCUCCUUCCUGUCUGCACUCAGGCCCUUUUGUCUGAAGACGUUGCUACAGCAAAGUUGGUGCACCGGCUGAAUUUAAAUGUGCCAGCCCUGAAUGGAGCAAUGCUGGUAGGCUGGCAGGAGGCACCCGUUUCCAUGGUCCUUCUUCUUUCUGUGAAUUUAAAUAUUUGUGCCUUUGGCUAACUUCGACUAUGCUGUUCACGGCCUGGCUGGCACAAAACACACACCAUCUUGUUUUUGUUUACUCAUUUACUUAUUUUUGCGUCGGGAAAUCCCAAGUUUGUCGUUUUUAUUGGCUUCACAAGCAGCCCAACACUACUCUGGUUGACAUGUGGGAUAAACAGCCUCUCUGAUGUGGAUCUCCAGGAGGAUGUUUAUGACUGAGGGCUAUUUCUACUCAGGCCUCCGCCCAUGCUGCCCGCCCGCCUGCUAGACCAGGCCUGCCCAUGCUAAAAUGCAGUGUGGCCGACAAGCUUGUUUUAAGCAAGAACUUCCGUAUCAAAGUGUGUGUGUGCAACAUGGUCUCGCAGCAGAGGUAAGACAGAGGAGGGUUUUCAAUGUACCAGUUUCAGUGAGCAAGCGACAGCGUGUGCUGCAGCAUUAACCAUGUCACUGUUAAAUCAAAGCCUCUGACAGUCAGCCUCAUUCAACACACAAUUUUACAAAUAGAAACACCACAUUGGAUGAUAUAUAGGAGGUUUUCGUGUGGACGAGGACAGUGGGAGAAUCUGUUGUCAGAUUGUUUUACAGCCUUUCGACUGCGCCACAUAGGAACAUGCACAUUAUCAUGCAUGACUGUGGUGGAGGGUAAAGGAAACCUACUGAUUAAAUGUCCUUAAAGUGACAGAGAUUGAAAGGAGUUUGCUGUGUAAAUGCCCUUUACUGCUAGGAAUGCACAAACUGUAAGCUCUGGUUUCACUUGAAAUAGGAAGUCAAGGAGACACGGAAGACAUCUUAUAUCUAUCAUGUUUAAUAUUACAACUAAACAUGACCGUAACACGACAACUGAUUCUUUUUAUUACUUUUAAUUCAAGUCAGUUUUAUGGAGUAGCUUAAAAUCACAAAUGUUCCUCAAAGGGAUUCACAACACCCUCUAUCAUUCGACUCUUUGGUCGCAUAAGGAAAAUCCCCAAAAUACUAUUUUGAUUGGGAGCAUGUGAAACCUCAGAAAGAGAAACGGAGGGAUCCAUCUUCCAGAGCCAGUUAUGCCCUCUUCUCUUCUUUUGCAGUGAUUCAAUGGCACCCGACCAAAGGCUUAGCACCAACAAAAUAGUUCUUACGGAUCAAGGUGUCGUCUUCAAAACCUAAAAUAUGAAAUUCACAGGUUCAUAAAACACAGAAAAGCAGUAUGUCCUCUCAUUUGAUAAGCUGUAAACCGCGUUUGGCAUUUUUGCUUGAUAAAGGAUGUAUUUUCUGUCGGCCGAUCAAAAGAGUUGCCACUCCAGCGCGUUCCUUUUGUACUUUUUGUUGCUUGCUAUACAGUACAAGAGUCAAAUCCUGCCUCGUCUUUGUGCACAGCCUGUCCCUGUGAAAGGGAGCUGUACUUGAGCCAUCUGGCUGCCAGAUGUGCCACUACUUCCUUUGGUCCCCUCCGUGGAGACUUGAGUCUCUUGCAUGAAUCUACUCCCCAACAUCAUAUCGGUGGUAGGACGAGGACGAGGAGGACGCUGUCUGAAAGCUGGAUCUCCUGAAGUUUUUUUUGCUCAGUGCCAAGCGACGGGGGCACUUUGAGCUCCCACGAGGGGUGUUUCCCACCGACUGGGGGUGGGCAGAGGGGGGUUCAAAAGAGAAAGAUUCCUUUUUGGAUGUGAUGCCAAGUUCUCACACUCCCUUUCUCUCAAACCAUGGCGGAGAACAAGCAGCAAAGAAAAGGAUCUGGAAGUGCAGAUCGAUCCUCAUCUCACACCUGCUUGUGGAGCAUGGGUACAACUGCCAGUGCCGCGCCACAGCCUGUUUCCGUAGCGUCGCCACUUGAGAGUGUUCAUGGCAACGGGAUGGCCGACAGCAGACAGUCUCUCAGCACGAGCUCCUUUCAGACGGUCAACAUCCACAACAAGGCCAAGUCCAUCAUCACCAACAAAGUCGCACCUGUCGUCAUCACGUAUAAUUGCAGACAGGAAUUUCAGAUUCACGAUGAGAUCCUCAAGACCAACUACAAAGUGGGUCGGAUAUCAGACGCUAUGCCGGAGCACUACCUGGUGCAGGGGGAGUACUUCAUGGUCCAGGAUGUGUACAGCAAGGCAGACGUGCUCAAUACCACGGGCAGCUAUGGAGCACCCAACUUCCGCCAAGUCAGGGGAUCCUACCCGCUGUAUGGGAUGGGUCAGCCGAGUCUGAAUGGCUUCAAACAUGUUCUCCAGAGGCUCCAGGCACAAGGACACGAGGAGGUUAUAUUCUUCUGUGUAAGAGAGGAGCCGGUGGUUUUCCUGCACAAGGACGGCAACUUUGUGCCGUACACACCGAGGAGGAAGGAAAACCUCCACGAAAACCUUCAUGGCCUUGAAAAGGAGGCGCUGGUGGAGAGGCUGGAGCUCACUAUCAGGAAGGAGCUCCGUGACUUUGCGAUACUCAACGAAAACAUCUUCUAUGUCUACAACGACAUCGAGCACUUUAAAGACGAGCCGCAGAAGAUCUUCAUCGCGUGUGAGGAGGACAUCCACGUGACUGAAGAGGUCUAUAAGAGGCCCGUGUUCACCAUGCCGGCCUACAGGUACUACAGACUACCACUACCCAUGGAGGGAGCACCAUUGGAGGAAGACUUUGACGCAUUUGUUAGCAUACUCAGGGAGAGCCCCAGCUUGUCUCUGGGCCACGAUGCGUCCCGGCCGCUGCCCGCUCUGCUCUUCAACUGCCAGGUGGGCGUCGGCCGCACCAACUUAGCCAUGAUCCUGGGCACACUGGUCAUGAAUCGCCUGAGGGGUGAUUCACAACCACAAGUUGAGGAGGCAGCAGCUUCAGAGCCCAAACCACUGUUCCAGGUCAUCCAGUCUCUGAUCAACAAGCUGCCUAAUGGACAGCAGGUUAUGGAAGAGGUUGACCAGGCUAUCACCCUUUGUUCAGAAAUGCACAACAUAAAAGAAGCAAUAUACGAGAACAAGAGUAAGCUGGAAGGGAUCGGAGAAGAUUAUCAAAUUCAGGGAAGCAGCACCAAAGACUACUUUCUCAGCAGAACCAUGCAGAGCUUGGAGCGCUACUUCUACUUGAUUGUGUUUAAUGCAUACCUUCAUGAACAGUAUCCUCUUGCCUUUGUGUCCAACUUCAGCCAGUGGAUGUGCUGCCACGCUUGGCUGUACAGGUUACUGGCCUGCAUGGACCUAUCGGAGCUGUCGGCUCCGGCCGAGCUGGUCACCAGAGGGGCCCGCGUCCUGGUUGCUGAUGAGUGUCUGGCCCCUGACGUGCUCGGCACAGUAAAGGAGAUGAAGGCGGUCAACUUCAGACGAGUGCCCAAGAUGCCUAUUUAUGGAAUGGCUCAGCCAACAUCAGAGGCUACCGGAGCAGUUUUGGCCCACCUGACAGAUGAGAAGAGGAAACACGCCCACGUGUUGUGGGUCAACUUGCAGGAGGAGCUGGUGCUAGAAGGCAAUGGUCAGAUUUUUACACCGAGGGAGUCCUCAUGCCUGGACCAGCACAUUCCUAUCCCUUUGUCUGACCCACAGCUAAUGGAGAAACUGGAGACCUCUCUGAAGGAGGAGAUCCUGCGAGCUCAGAAGUGGCUUGAGGUGACGCUGGAGCAGGAGAAACAGAUGAAGAUGUUUAAGAGCUGCCUGACGGUCCAGGAGAUCUUCAACCAGCACAAAACCUCCCAGCAGGGCCUCGUGAGCAAACGCAUCCCACUGCUAGACUGCAGCGCGCCUAGGGAAGAGGAUUUUGAUAAGCUGUUGGAUGCCAUGAAGAGUUCCUUGGCUGAGGACUCUCACUCAGCCUUUGUUUUUAACUGCUCCAACGGCAAAGGCAGAACCACGACCGCCAUGGUUGUCUCUGUUCUGACUCUCUGGCACUUUAAUGGUUUUCCAGACUUUGGUGAUGAUGAGUUUGUGAGUGUUCCUGACGCCAAGUACACAAAAGGAGAAUUUGAGGUCGUGAUGCAGCUGGUGCGUCUGCUCCCCGAUGGCCACAGGAUGAAGAGGGAGGUGGACAUGGCCCUGGACUCCGUCAGCGAGACCAUGACCCCCAUGCACUACCAUCUGCGCGAGAUCAUCAUCUGCACGUACAGACAGAUCAAAAGUGGUAAGACGGAGAAGGAGUCUCAGCAGCUGCUGCUGAGGAGCCUGCAGUACCUUGAGCGAUACAUUUACCUCAUCCUCUUCAACACAUACCUGCAUCUAGAGAAGAAAGACUCCUGGCAGCGCUCCUUCACUCUCUGGAUGGAACAGGUGGCUGCCAGAGCCGGAGUUUAUGACAUCCUCAACCAGCUGGGCUUCUCCGAGUUCGAAAACCCGAGGGACACGCGGCUGGCCCGGCUGCGCUGCCGCUGGCAACAGCAAAACAUUCAGUCACUUCCUUUCCGCGGGGAGUUCAUCUGAGAGAGGAUCACUGUGAACUCACCAAAAAAGUACUGUGCUUUUCAGAAUAAAAGAGAUUUACAUUAACAAUAUUAUGCCUUCUAUAUUUACCCCUGUAUUAUGCAUAUCUUCACUUCAUCUAUUGUCUAACAUGUUGUAGGUCUUUUAAUGUUGAGUAUUAGCAGAAUGUUGCUCCUAUAUUAGAAGUUGAUAUUUGUGCCUUUGCCUUUUUUUUAUGAAUGGUAGACCAUAGAAUUUCAAUGUACUAAUAAUUAUGUUACUCUUUUCUUUCUGAAUUCUCACAUUUGAAGAUGAGACAGCCUUUUAAAACAUCUGUUGGAACAAGUUGAGUUAAAUGCUGUUAUUGAGGAGAGAAGCAAAUUCCACUGUGUUGUUAGACAACCAUUUUGGUUGUCCUUUUCCUCGUAGCACAGCUGUCAUCAGUGUUCGACUUGAUGUUUUCCAUUUUUGCCCCCUGUGUACAUAUAAAAGCUGUUGUUAUUUAAAUGCCUCUUUUGAGUUUUCUAAAGCCAAUUAGAGGGGAUGUUGUUGAGAGGCAUUUAUCACAAGAUGCUGUCAGUCAGAAUUUCUUUAGCAACAGUAUAACACCAAUAAUGUGUCCAUCUGUUUCUUUUUACAUGCAUCUACAUGUGUCAUGAUGAAGGUACUAACAGUACAGCAUGUCAGGAAUUUUUUGUUGGAUUUUACUUUAAAGCUGUAAAUGUGUCUUUGUAUUUGUGUUUGUAAACAUCGGAGCAAUGUUGAUUUAAAACUGCAAACUUACCCUUUUUUAUGAUCGUGCCAUGAAAUGCUAACAUCACUUCCAUAAGAACCAGAGAUUUCUUUUUUCUUGCAUUAUUCUUCCAUGUCAAAACCCGGUGCCUACAUUAUCCACAAUGCAACUUGACCGCCGACACCUCGGAAUUCGUAGUAUUGCAGGUGAUAAAUAAACCAUUUAACAAACGCAGCUCACACUGGUGGCAUCGGUGUAAUGAGCACAGCACAACAAGUUAGAAUUGAUUUGUCAGCCAUUCAGGGCAACAAUUACACCAGUGAUUUUGUUCACCACAUGCCAAUUCUUGUUCAGCAUGCCGUAAACUGUACAGUAUUUUUUGAACGGUCCAAACUCUUUUUUUGUUACUCUUUCAUUUGCUAAUAUGUUUUUAAUUGUAAAGUAACUUGUAGUUCAAAGUGUGCUUUAAAAAACCUCGAAUCCUGCCUUAAAACCAGAGAGAUAAGCCGGAAAAGAAAUUAAAGAUCCUUCCUCCA
Messenger RNA from Anarrhichthys ocellatus (wolf-eel), 7660 nucleotides. It is a transcript of the gene pald1a, whose product is annotated as phosphatase domain containing paladin 1a. The transcript is spliced from 20 exons. Bases 3734 to 6412 code for a protein of 892 amino acids. The record is from RefSeq and is a predicted model, not a curated record. NCBI's taxonomy places the organism in Eukaryota, Metazoa, Chordata, Actinopteri, Perciformes, Anarhichadidae.